AUGCCAGACCUAGACGAUGGCGAACUGUUGGUUCAAGAAGUGAUUGCGGAGAAUCCCGUAGAGGAACGAGGAAUUCGCGAGGAAUGGGCCCAGCAUGUGGGGUGGCAUCGCACAGAGGAUGUCCAUCUCCGCGGUGGAGACGUCAAGGAACAGUCUCCUCAACCCAGGGAACAACAACAAGAAGAAGUGAUAUCGCCACGAGAAGAGAUGUUGGAGGUAAACGAAGAAGAAACACCUGCACUACUAACAAAGAGCAGCAUCGGCAACAACCGUGACGGCAACGACGAAAGUCUCAUUCUGGCAACGGUGUUUGUGGCUUUACUGCUCUUUGGUGGUGGAAUUCUCGCGGUAAUACGAAGGAUGCAAAGAUUCCAGGAGAAAAAGAAACGAUAUCGAUGA
Molecule: messenger RNA, 399 nt
Organism: Seminavis robusta
Lineage: Eukaryota; Bacillariophyta; Bacillariophyceae; Naviculales; Naviculaceae
Source: the annotation of a GenBank genome assembly